AUGGCUGAACCUAAAAGCGAGGUCCCGGAUCCCGGGGCCGGCGCGGCACCUGCCCCGGUGCCCCUACCCGGACACGAGAAUCUCGUCCUCCCGCUGCGGGAGACCGCUCCGGCAGAGCCCUACAGCAUCUUUACUCGCAAAGAGAAGUGGUUCAUCGUUGCAAUGGUCGCCGUCGCAGGUUUCUAUAGCCCUCUGCCAGCAAACAUCUAUCUUCCCGCUAUUCCCAAACUAUCUGAAGCCUUUGGAGAGUCUGUGGAGCUUCUCAAUCUCACAGUGACAGCCUUCCUUGCGACUCAGGGCGUCUGUAAGUAA
Messenger RNA from Colletotrichum orchidophilum, 312 nucleotides. RefSeq lists its product as uncharacterized. The record is from RefSeq and is a predicted model, not a curated record. Bases 1 to 312 code for a protein of 103 amino acids. The transcript has 2 exons. Lineage: Eukaryota; Fungi; Ascomycota; Sordariomycetes; Glomerellales; Glomerellaceae.